AUGACUGCCGCUCAGACUUCCACAGCUGGCACGAGCGGAGGCAAUGAUCAGCCCAGGCGUGGAGCCGCGAACAAUGCGGGCAGAAACGACAAUAAGAAGAGAAAGGAGAUUUUCAAGGGAGAUAUUGAAGAGAUGGGUGGUGCGGUGCUCCAGUUCCCAGACGAAAGGAAUCGAGGAUCCGCCGCCCAAUAUGAACGAUUUUACAUGGCGUUGAAGGACUAUAUUGGCCGGGAGGUUUCAGUGGGUGCUGCCAAGUUAUGGGCCAAGACCUACGUGAAGGAGAUGGACCCUUCUUGGGAACCUCCAGUUCCCAUCGAGCCUACAACCAACAAGAAUGAUGUGAAGGCUUUGCUACUCUAUGAAUCUGAAAAAGCAGCCUACGUCAAACACAUUGGAGCUACUUGGCCCGCUGCCAAGCUGGAGAUCUGGAGCACCAUCAUGGCCCAGUGCUCUCCCAAGCUACGCGCACACCUGCAGCAGUUGCCUUUCUACGACAAGGCCGAAAGCACCCACGAUUGCAUCGCGCUACUUGAAAAUGCGAAUGUUCUAUGUGGAGGAGGCAACCUAUUGGCUUUCCAGCCCCAAGCAAGAGCGGAGGCGCUCCUAGACCUAGUGCAAUACAAGCAGCUCAACGGCACACUAGACGACUACUACAACGAUUUCAAGGCACGGUACGCUACGUUCAGCAGUCUUGGAGGAGAUCUGACAACGAAAGAGGACACCUGGACGACUGCGAACGGCACGAAGGCAUCAACCAACCAAGCAUUGUUGGUGUGUCUGUUCUUGGCCAAUGCCGACAGGAAGCGAUUCGGAGAUUGUGUGACGGAUUUGCGAAACGACGCGUCGUCGAAACUAGUUCGCUAUCCCGAAACACUUGCGGACGCAUACACGAUGCUUGGAGAAUAUGUUCGGAAGCACAAGAAAAAUAGCAAUAACAAUAAUAGCGAUGAAUUGAAUGCCUAUUUGGAAAUAGAUCAUAGUCGUCCGGAGAACGAAAUUUGUUUGACGAGUACGAAAUAUGAGUGGUUGAUCGACUUGGCGUGGAUCCUACUGGAUACGGCGAGCACAGUUACGAUUUUCUGCAAUGCUCUCUACCUACGAGGAAUGCGACAAGCACGACACCCGACGACUAUUCAUACAUCUGGAGGAACGAUCACGGCAACAUUGGAAGGAUACUUGCCUUUCCUUCGCAAAUGGGUUGCAUUUCAUCCAGAUUGCCUCGCAAACAUCAUUUCGUUCCGGGACCUCCUUGAUGCGCACCAUGUGACAUUGAACUCUCGUCAGUCACGUAGCUUCACGGUGCAUUGCCUACGCAAUGGUACUGGUCGAACGCGCAGAAAGGUGCAUUUCCGCCCCUCCGGGACCGGACUAUUCUAUUUCGAUCCAGAAGGCGACUUAAGCGAGACUUUUAAGCGUUUCCCCGAGAGCGUGAAGCGUUUGUCGAGCAUCGAACGCUCGACACACGAAAUACUUAAUGCCACGGUAGAUGAGAAUCUAAAAGCUUUUUCUGCACGUCAACAACUGCGAAUUGCGAAGGCUCGCGAGGUCUAUGCUGAUGUAGGGCGACCAUCCUUUGCGAACUUCCUGCGCAUGCUCAAGUAUCGUCAGAUACCGGACGUGCCAAUAACAGAAGAAGAUGCGAAGAACAUGAUCCGCGCAUAUGGGCCUGACGUCCAUGCACUCCGCGGGAAAACUGUUCGCAGACGACCCAGUGCCGUUCCAUCCGGGAGGCGAAUUUUGCCACCGGACUCCAUACUUAGAGCUAAUAGCCAGGUCAUUAUGUGUGCCGAUAUCUUCUUCGUCGAUAGCAUCCCGUUCUUAUUGGCCGUAUCGCGGAAUCUACGUCACGUGUUCGUUGACGUUCUGCAAUCUCGCGCCAUGGUGAACCAGGUUCUCCCUCUACUUAUGAAGUGUUUCAACAAAUAUGGGCUCCAGGGCUUCACUGUCCGCACUCUGCACGCUGAUCCCGAGUUUGAGCCACUACGUGACGAAUUAGCCAAGCCUGAACACGGUUCUGUGGACGUACAUAUAUGUGCUCCGGGAGCACAUGUUCCCGAAGCCGAACGCAACAUUCGCACCGUCAAGGAGCGUGAUCGCGCCACGGUUGCAAGUCUUCCCUUCCAAUAUUAUCCAAGGGCGCUAAAAAUAGCUAUCGUUAAGGAAUCUGCCAGAUACAUAAACAUUCUCCCUCACGCUGAUGGCGUGUCGGAGGUUUUUAGUCCCUUUGCUCUACUUGAGGGCCAGCACACGAACUACGAGAAGCACUGUAAGCUUCGCGUCGGGACGUACUGCGAAGUCCACGACGAGCCUGAUCCCACGAACACAGAGACCGUCCGCACGACCUCAGGGAUUGCUCUUACCCCUACCCCGAAUUUCGAUGGUACCUGGGAGUUCCUCUCCCUCCAAACCGGUCGCACCGUCGUCCGUCGUGCAUGGACUGUCCUUCCAACAACCACGGACGUUAUCCGUCGUGUCCACGAGCUUAGCAAUUCCGACGCAGAUGCAGAUCCAGAUGCUUUCCUCCAUGAGUGGCGGCCGAACGUUCCCAUCCUCGAUUUGGAUGAUGACCAGGUUGAUGUCGCGUUGCUCCCUCCCCCUGGAGGAGCGGUCCCCCAAAACGACGACCAAGACGAUUCGUCCGCCUCUUCCGACGACGACCAAGCCGAUUCGUCCGAAGACAGCAGAGCUGGUGACGACAGUGAGGAUGAUGAUGACAGUGAGGAUGACAAUGAUUAUAACAGUGAUGACGACGACGACGAUGAUGAUGACGGCAGCGACGCCCUAGAACAACAAAAUAAUAGUGACGAAGGUGCUCAAGAAGAGCACGCAGAAGAACAGCAUGAAAAUGAGACUGCGCUUUUGGUGGCGGAUUUGGAGGACGCAAACGACCUUAACGAGUCAACACAGCUACUGCAGGCCCCAUUGACAUCGUUGCGUAACGAUAACGAUACCGACGAGAACAACACCGAAGCUACCGUCACAGAGCGCAUGCAACGCGCAAUCAACCGCGCAGCCGCCAUAGAGCGCAUGAACAAUCGUUUUAAUCAAACAGGGCGGUACGUAGAAGCUCUCGAGGAGUCUCCCCUAUCCCCUGAAGAAGAAGUAGGAGCGCAAGACUCUGAAAAAGCAGGAGCGGAUGAAGUUGAACCAAGUGAAGAAACAGGAGCGCAAUAUCUAGAAGAUGAACCAAGUGAAGAAACAGGAGCGCAGUAUCCAGAAGAAGAGGUCACAUUCGUUCCUCCAGAAGAGCAACCCCUGUUCCAUGAUGAAACGGAGGGACAAUUAGAAAAUGAUAGCCUUAACAUUAGCGACUCAUCAUCUUUAGUGUAUGAGCGCGAUGACGUUGCGCUAGCACACGUGGCCAAAGAACGGCAGUUACUGUGCUGUGUCCCACGACGAAUCGGACGCUUUGCGCUAGCAAAAUUCCUAGAGAAUGCGUAUCGCGACGACAGGAAGUACUGGUGGCGUUAUGUGCCGGAGAAACUACAAAACACCGCAGACGUGCACCGUUAUAUGCACCUAAUGUUAGGCAACCAAACAUUCAACGUGCUCCUAAAUCAGAUGACAGCAAAAUCGGGAAUCAAGAAGCAUGGUGAGCUGGCAAUUGCUGCACUAGUUAAAGAGCUUUCGCACAAUCUCCAUGAAAAGGACGUCAUUGAGGGGAGAAUGUUUAACGAAUUGACGCAAGAACAGAGAGAAAAGGCCCUACGGGCAAUAGCAUUAAUUAAAGAAAAGCGUGACGGUCGACUAAAGGGUAGAGUAGUUGCGGACGGUCGCCCCCAGCGGGAAUGGACGGAUCCUGACUCCGUGUAUUCGCCGACUGUCUCCUGCGAAGGGAUGAUACUGUCGCUUGGCAUUGAUGCGCAUGAGAAACGUUUUGUGAGCGUUUGUGACAUCGACGGGGCGUACUUACACGCAUUCAUGGACGAGUUCGUACUUAUGGUUUUCGAAGGAGACCUAGCGGACAUGCUUGUGAAGGCAUGUCCAAUGUACGCGAAAUAUCUCCACGUGACCAAAAGCGGCAAGAAACUCCUCUACGUGCGUUUGAAACGCGCGCUGUACGGGUGCAUUAAAUCUGCCAUGUUGUGGUGGCUCAUGUUGUCGGAGUUUCUCAUCAAAGAUGGAUUCGAAUUGAACCCUUACGAUUCUUGUGUGGCGAACAAGACGCUCUCCUGCGGAACCCAAAUCACUAUUUGCUGGUACGUGGACGACUUGAAGAUUUCGUCGAAGAAUGAACAAGCGGUACACGACAUAAUUAAAAAACUAGAAGAUCGUUUCGGAGAAAUGCGUAAAAGCUUCGGAAAGAAACACACAUAUUUAGGAAUGGAAGUGGAGUUCUGCGAUGAUGGUUCCGUGCGACUUAGUGUCCCGGACCACAUCAAAGAAUGCAUCGAAGAUUUCAGCGAAGACUUAGGGCGCUCUGUGGCAAACCCAGCAAGCAAGAAACUAUUUCACGUGGACCCCGCGGCAGAAAGGCUUUCUGAGCCCAAGCGGAAGCUUCUGCACUCCCUGGUGCAGAAACUACUAUGGGUCACGAAGCGAUGCAGACCAGACAUUAUGGUCCCAAUCGCAUUUCUGACAGGACGGGUGCAAAAGGCCUCUGUAGAAGAUUGGGAGAAACUCCGAAGGGUUCUCUCAUAUUUAAACAACACAAUAGACAUGCCUCUAACAAUCAAGAUCGAUGAUUUAACGAUAGUGAAGACAUGGGUCGACGUGGCCUUCGCGGUACACGAAGAUUUCAAGUCUCACACAGGAAACAUGAUAUCCAUGGGCAAAGGCGCUUUGUAUGCACGUUCCAUGAAACAGAAGCUCAAUACAACAAGCACGACGGAGUCGGAAACCGUCGGCGCCAGUGACUGUCUCGGACAAACUAUCUGGACUAUGAACUUCCUGGAACACCAAGGCAUACGUACACGCAGGAGAUAUUACUAUCAAGAUAAUGAAAGCGCGAUGCGUUUAGAAAAGAAUGGUAGACAGUCUGCGAGCAAAAGAUCGCGACACAUAGACAUCAGAUUUUUCUUUAUUAAGGAUCGCAUUAAGCGAGGUGACAUUCACCUGCUCUAUUGUCCCACGGAGGACAUGCUGGCAGAUUUCUUCUCCAAGCCACAACAAGGCAGCUUGUACACACGCUUCCGCGACAUGGUAAUGGGCAUCACGCCAGUACCACCCGUGGAAGAUCCUUCCUUGACUUGCCCGACAUCUCAGGAGCGAGUUGGAAGUAGUAUUUUUGGAGCUGGCGGACAACGUACGGACGGCGAGAAUAUGACCAAAAUGACCAGACCAACGGUGACAUGGGCAGACCGCGUUCGCGGUUUCGCAGGUGGGAUUGCCAGACCAGAGUCGCUUGGUCCCGCACAUAAGAAAAAACUAGUAAAUAGGUAA
Cylindrotheca closterium is the source of this 5382-nucleotide messenger RNA. The record is from the annotation of a GenBank genome assembly. Lineage: Eukaryota; Bacillariophyta; Bacillariophyceae; Bacillariales; Bacillariaceae.